This is a messenger RNA of Lactuca virosa, 702 nucleotides long. Lineage: Eukaryota; Viridiplantae; Streptophyta; Magnoliopsida; Asterales; Asteraceae. The record is from the annotation of a GenBank genome assembly.
AUGAUAAGCAAGUCGAAGUUGCAUAAAGCUGUUAUGGAGGGGCAAUGGUGGGAAGUAGAAACCAUACUGAGAGGUGAAACAAAUGAAAUUGGGGAGGUAAUCAACAAUGAUGGCGAAACGGUUCUCCAUAUAUUGGUUAGAACAGAUGGAAGCACAGCCCUUCACAUUGCCGCAAUUACUGGCAACACAGAUGCAGCUGCUCUCUUAAUUAAAAAAAUGAAAAGUUUGAUGACAGUUGAAGAUUCUUACGAGCAUGUACCAUUCGUAUCAGCUUAUAUGCAUAAGCAAUUAGAUGCCUCCGUAUUUUUGGUCAAAGGUAUUCAUGAGAAUUUGCAAACCCACAAAUGGAGUGCAGGAGAGCAUUCGAUAGCAUUCAGCCUUCUUCUUGAUAUUAUUUUUUCAAGAAAGUAUGAUCUAGCAUUAGGCUUACUCAAUGCAUUUCCAGAUAUGGCUGCUAAAGAUACUGUUGAUUUACUUAUGGCUUUAGCUAGAGACUUUCCAGGUGGACUAGGCUGUGGGGAAGCACUUGUUUAUCUAUCUUUCACAGACAUUCGCCGUAGGAUCCUGAAAAGAACUAGUUGGUUGCUUACUCCAGUACAAUUUUGCUCCUCAGGAGCCCUAGCUGAACCUGUUAAGGAUGCCUUAUCAGCAAUAAUUAGGAUAUUAAUCGGUGAGACACUAAUGAUAAGUGGAUUCACCUAA